CACUUCCGCGAUCUCACCGAUUAGCGUUAUCGCUCCAUUAGUAAUUGUCGUUGGUAUUUCUAUGAUCAAGGAUGCAAUUGAUGAUAUCCUUAGACAUCGUGCAGAUGCGGAAUUAAACUCGUCCUCAUGCCUUAAGCUGAAUAAAGUCUCGGAUCAGUCGCUUAUCUGGAAAAAUGUUCGAUGUGACAAAAUCCUUGUUGGUGAUAUCAUAUGUUGUCGGGCAGAAGAGGAAUUUCCAUGCGAUCUGUUGGCCCUUUCAUCGAGUGAAAACAAUGGCCUUGUUCAAGUUACGACUGCUAACCUGGAUGGUGAAACGAACAUUAAGAAGUUUUUCUCCCAUUCCUCUACCCAAUCCUUACUGUCAGACUUCAUAGGAGAAGACAUGACCACAGAGUGUGCGGCGACUAGUACGGUGGAUAAAAUUCCCAUCGCUGAGAUCAUUUGCCAACAUCCUGUCGAUGACUUAUCAACUUUUGAAGGUAGAAUAAGACUUUAUUCAGGAAAUUCCGAAAACUUCUCCGAGGAGUCACUUUCAAUCGAUAAUUUGCUUCUGAGGGGCGCUAGACUGAAACAUACUAAGUAUGUUGUAGGCCUAGUAGUAUAUACUGGUCGUGAUACAAAGCUUUCUCUAAAUAGUAAAGAAGUAAAGCGUAAAUUCUCUUCUAUCGAAGGAAGACUCAAUGAAGCCUUGUUGUUCUUCAUUUUUAUUCUCAUAAUACUACUUAUUAUUCUGACUGGAUGUACCUUUAAAACGCCUGAUAAUACAUUUUGGUAUUUGCCGCAUAGAUUAAGAACAGCUUGGACAAUAGUCCAAGAUACUUUGUCUUUUCUUUUUAUAAUGAAUUUCCUAAUCCCUAUCUCCAUCAUAAUCACCAUCGAAAUCGCCCAACUUUUUGCUGCUCUUUGGAUUUCAAGUGAUAUCCAAAUGUAUGACCCAUCGAAAAAUAUACGGGCUCGUUCCAAUACGACACAAUUAGCGGAUGAACUCGGACAAAUUGAGUUUCUUUUUAGUGAUAAA
Protopolystoma xenopodis is the source of this 1018-nucleotide messenger RNA. Lineage: Eukaryota; Metazoa; Platyhelminthes; Monogenea; Polystomatidea; Polystomatidae. The record is from the annotation of a GenBank genome assembly.